Messenger RNA from Hippocampus comes (tiger tail seahorse), 2868 nucleotides. RefSeq names its product guanine nucleotide binding protein (G protein) alpha 12a (gene gna12a). The coding region runs from base 420 to 1577 and encodes 385 amino acids. Gene Ontology annotation, biological process: Rho protein signal transduction; adenylate cyclase-modulating G protein-coupled receptor signaling pathway. The transcript has 6 exons. Lineage: Eukaryota; Metazoa; Chordata; Actinopteri; Syngnathiformes; Syngnathidae. The record is from RefSeq and is a predicted model, not a curated record. Gene Ontology annotation, cellular component: brush border membrane; heterotrimeric G-protein complex; cytoplasm. Gene Ontology annotation, molecular function: guanyl nucleotide binding; G-protein beta/gamma-subunit complex binding; D5 dopamine receptor binding.
CCAAGUUCACCACAGCUGGUCGGCUGCUGUGUUGGGAAAGUUUGGAAGAGCACUCGCCGUGUCGUUGGAGGUUACGACGCUCUUUUUACACGAUCUGCUUUGUGAUUUGAUUUUGGUGGAAAUGAAGUGGAUUUAACUCAUAAUUUUGGACAUAUUCAAAAUAUAGUUUCAAUCGCGUUGUUUCUAUUUUAUUUGAAGUUUUCACGGCGCGCUGCAACCAAGACUCGCCCCGUCUGCGGGUUCCCGACCAUGACGACAACCUUUCCCGAUCGCUUUGAGUUUGGAAAUUAGCCAUUCAUCGCCCCCUUUCGCCCCCCCCCCCCAAAAAAAAGACGGUUUGAAUUAAAUGUAGGCCUAAAACGUGGAAGCGGGGGGCUUAUGAUGAACUUUGGUCCGCUGAGGGUCUGCUGAAGCAAACAAUGUCGGCAGUGGUUCGCACUCUUCGCCGUUGUCUGCUGCCGGCUGAGGCGAGCCGGGAAGCGGGCGGCAGCAAGGAGAACAGCCGGCGAAGGAACGCCGGCCAGGAACGUGAGGCUCGUCGGAGGAGCCGGGAGAUAGACGCCAUGCUUGCCCGGGAGAAGAGAGCCGUGAGUCGGCUCGUGAAAAUCCUGCUGCUCGGGGCCGGAGAGAGCGGGAAGUCGACUUUUCUCAAGCAGAUGCGCAUCAUUAACGGACAAGAGUUUGACAAGAAAGCACUGUUGGACUUCAGGGACACUAUUUAUGAAAACAUACUUAAGGGCAUGCGCGUAUUGGUGGACGCCCGUGACAAGCUUGGCAUCAGCUGGCAGAGCUGCGAGAACGAAAAAGAAGGCAUGCUGGUGAUGUCGUGGGAGAGACGGGCUGGCACCGUGGGCAUCGAGCCCGACGAGUUCCAGCUGUACGUGAUGGCACUGAGCGCGCUGUGGGCCGACGCCGGCAUCCAGCAGGCCUACGCCAGGCGCUCCGAGUUCCAGCUGAGUGAGUCAGUGAAAUACUUCCUGGAUAACUUGGAGCGCAUCGGUCAGCUGAGCUACAUCCCGAGCAAGCAGGACAUUCUCUUCGCCCGCAAGGCCACCAAAGGCAUCGUCGAGCACGACUUUGUCAUCAAGAAGAUUCCCUUCAAGAUGGUGGACGUGGGCGGGCAGAGAUCGCAGAGGCAGAAGUGGUUCCAGUGCUUCGACGGAAUCACCUCCAUCCUCUUCAUGGUGUCGUCUUCCGAGUACGACCAGGUCCUGAUGGAGGACCGCCGCACCAACCGCCUGGUGGAGAGCAUGAACAUCUUUGAGACCAUCGUCAACAACAAGCUCUUCCUUAACCUCUCCAUCAUCCUCUUCCUCAACAAGACCGACCUGCUGGUGGACAAGAUCCGGACCGUUGACAUCCGCAAGAACUUCCCCGAGUUCAGUGGAGACCCGUGCAGGCUGGAGGACGUGCAGGCGUUUCUGGUGCAGUCGUUCAGCCGAAAACGGAGAAACCGAGGCAAGCCGCUGUUCCACCACUUCACCACCGCCGUGGACACCGAAAACAUCCGCUUUGUCUUCCACGCCGUCAAGGAUACCAUCCUGCAAGAAAACCUCAAGGACAUCAUGCUGCAGUAACACUCAAAGCAUUCUUGACUCUUGGGGGCGGAGGCGAGGGGGAACCUGUGGAGGCCCGACGGGACCGGGCUGUUUUAACAGCGACUUGGAAAGGAAUCUAAUGGACCCGCUGAGUGGUUCGAACACAACCUGUGGAGCCGUGACCCAACCCAUCUGAUACAUUCCAACGCGUACAGUAUCAGUCAGCGUGUAUUGGAGUCACAUUCUUGCCUUUUGAACAUGGGAUUUGAACAAUACAAGCACUCAAAGUGCGUGUGUGUGUGUGUGUGUGUGUGUGUGUUUUUUUUUAAUAGAUCUCUAAAGGACUGCUGACAACACAGUCACUAAAUCAAGUCAGGAGAUGAAAUGGGAGGGUGGGGGGAGGGAGGGGGUCCGCAUGACCCAGGGUUGGUGCCAUUGAGGUCAUAUGCGGCGUUAUAUGAUGAGAUUGCUCAAGUGUCCUGUCAGUGAACUUGGAGCCAGAGAGGAGAUCAUGAUAUUGAUCUCGCGUCAGUGUGUCUUCUUGGAUUUGUUUAUUUGUUCAGUCACUCAUGCAUACUAGUGGGGCAAACUGUGUUUGUAGUACUAAAAGUGAAUUCAAAUUCUACCACUGAACAACUGGUGCUUCACUAGUAGUACUACAGCAGUUACAGUAAAUACUGCAGUUUUACCUCACUAGUAACAUGAAUUUGUCCUCCUGGUCUGCCGAAGUUGUUCUAUUAGUGUACAUAAAUGUCAAAAAGUUGUGGGGGGGGGGGCACACCUCACUAGUGAGUAAGGCCAAAUGAUUUUGAAAAAUACAGUAAUUAUUAUUAUUGUUAUUUUUUUAAAAGUCAUGUUGGGAUACUUUUACUCGAGUUUAAAAAAGACAAUUCAGAUGCUUUUUUUUUUUUCCUACGUCAUGCAUUUUGUUGAGGUAUCAGAUCGAGAGUUGGUACCGGUAGAUACUCUACAAAAAAAAAAAAAAAAGUGACUUUGAUCAAAACAUCUCGAAACCAGACUGCCGUACAACUCCCCAAAAUUUUAAGGGCAAAUUAAAACAUCGAACAGACACAUGUUCCUAAUAAAUAAUAAGAAAACAUUUCAGACGUUUUGUAUGGCCACUCAUAAGAAAAAGGACCCAACACCGCCUGCUCCAAAGAGUUAAUGAGCACUUCCAUAUGUUUUUAAUACAGUGCAGUGUUACAGCUGUCUAAUUUAUAUCUGUUUAGAAUUGAACCGAUGCCCCUUUGUUCCUGCUCAUAUUUCCUGUAUAUACAAGAGUGUUCAAAUGUCUGCCACUGUGUGUGUGUGUGUGUGUGUGUGUGUGUGU